Corythoichthys intestinalis (scribbled pipefish) is the source of this 2547-nucleotide messenger RNA. RefSeq names its product G1/S-specific cyclin-D2-like. The record is from RefSeq and is a predicted model, not a curated record. The transcript is spliced from 7 exons. Gene Ontology annotation, molecular function: cyclin-dependent protein serine/threonine kinase regulator activity. NCBI's taxonomy places the organism in Eukaryota, Metazoa, Chordata, Actinopteri, Syngnathiformes, Syngnathidae. Gene Ontology annotation, biological process: regulation of cyclin-dependent protein serine/threonine kinase activity; mitotic cell cycle phase transition. Gene Ontology annotation, cellular component: nucleus; cyclin-dependent protein kinase holoenzyme complex; cytoplasm. The coding region runs from base 281 to 1159 and encodes 292 amino acids.
UUUAAAUGGAUAGGACAUCACAAGCGUCUCACGUUUGACAGUUACCUGAAACAUUGACGUCUUAGCGUUCCAGGUAAUUUUUUUUUUCCCCUUACAAUUGUGUUAUUCUAGCUCACAGAUAUUUUUUCUUUUUUCCAGCAGAGGCACAAAAGGCAUGAAAGUAAAAGAGAGAUGUCCGGCAGUAGUUUCAAGUCAUGCCAAUUGAAAAAUGUCCUGAGUCUGUUGCUAAGACCCGUGCGCGUCGAAAAGAGUCACCGAGCACGCAGGAGAGCGACGAGCCAUGGACCUCUUCUGCAUGGAGUCUUUAGCGGAGGUGAAAGCCGGUGCUGACCCGACCUUCCUCAACGAUGACCGGGUCUUGACUAGCCUGCUGACCAUAGAGGACAGUUUCCUACCGCGCUGCUGUGACUUCCAACAGAUUCAGCAGGAUAUUAAACCGCACAUGAGGCGAAUCGUCGCGGGCUGGAUGCUCGAGGUGUGUGAAGCUGAAAACAGUGAAGAGCAAAUCUUCCCUUUGGCGGUCAAUUAUUUGGACAGAUUCCUUUCCCUGAUGCCCACCCAGAAGAACCAUCUGCAGCUUCUGGGGGCCGUCUGCAUGUUCCUGGCAUCGAAAGUGAAGGACAGCAGGCCGCUGUCGGCCGAGACGCUGUGCAUGUACACGGACAACAGCAUUUCGCCGACGGAGUUGCUGAACUGGGAAUUGGUAGUUUUGGGCAAAUUGAAGUGGAACUUGGGCGCCGUCACCCCCAACGACUUCGUGGAGCUCUUUGUGCGCCGGCUGCCGCUCCCUGAAGACAAGGUGCCGAUGGUCCGCAAGCACACGCAGAUCUUCAUCGACCUGUGCGUCACAGAUGACCGUCUUGCCAUGAACCCUCCCUCCAUGAUAGCCAGCGGCAGUAUGGGGGCCGCCAUCUGCGGCCUGCAGCUCGAAAAUGAAGACCGGAGGCUGACCAGAGAUGAGCUGACACAAAUGCUUGCCGCCAUGACCAACGCAGAAGUGGAAUGUUUGCGCGAGUGCCAGGAGCAGAUCGAGCGCAUCUUGGCCGCCAGCCUCAAGCAGUGCUCACGAGCGUCCGACGACGACGCCGGCAGCAAGACGCGAGAGCAACAACAGGAUCAGUCCAACACCCCCACGGAUGUGCGGGAUGUUAACUUGUGAACAUUGGCUAACCCGCGUCCGGCAACCGUGUUGACAAUCAAGUUAUGUUGUUGUUUUGCCGCCUGUUAUCAAACGAUGUAUUUAAGGAUCUUGAAACUUGAUAGUGCCUUAGGUUUCGCACCCUUUGCCGAGCGGAAGCCUGAAUAUAUUUUCAUACUUGAAGAAAAAUGUUAUACUUUUGACAGCGGCAAAAAAAGUAUACUUAGCCGAUAUUUAGAUACUUGUUAGCAUUUAAAAAGCUAUUCGCGGUUUAAGCGGCGUUGUUCGAUAGGUCGGCUGGGCCCGAUCUAACAGGAAGCGGCGAGGUCGUUGUUCGGAAAGGCGGAGGAUGUCACAAUUUGAGGGAGACGGAUGCAAGUGAAAAGUGAAAAGUAGACGACGAGGUGGUGAUGGCAUGUAGUUGAAAUAGUUAAGGCCGUGACAGGAACAAUAUUAAUGCACUUUGGAAAAAGGAUAAGAAUACCGGAGAGUGGAAAUUGGUUGUUUUGGUUAGGAGGGUCAUUUUUAUUUUAUUUUUAUUUUUAGUUUGUAAUAAAUUAUUUUGGGGUGGGGGGCCGGAUUCCCACACGGGGUAAUAAGCUGGUGAUUCUUUGACGAACAAGAAAAAGGACAGUCAUGCAUACUUUUAAUUGUACUUGAAUUGUCGCAGCCCAACCUUUGUUUUUGUAGAACUUACGGUUUUUAUUCAACCUUUGUUAAAUUGCCAUCACGGGUCUUUGCGGUGGGGCUUCAGUGUUCAAAGAAAGACUAAAAACCAUACAAGUGCCCCCUCACUACCUGCCCAUUUGAGAAAUGUGCACAGUUUUGGUUGGUUUGGAUGUCAUUUCUCUUUGCUGCUACAGAAAAAGCUUUUUUUUUUUUUCUUUUUUUUUUUUUCUCCUCCCUUUAGUCUUAAAUUGUGAUACACGCGUUUGCUGCUACUAUUGAUGUUAUGUAUACUUUACAAAUCUGUUGCUUUGUUUUUCUAAGUGGAGGGAGGGAACACCGUUUGAUGCGGGACUGGAAGUACUCAUGUUUUUAUCUGUUGCUGCUUCCGUGUGUUAUUUGUAUGUGUACCUCAGGUUAAUUGGAUUGAGCGUUACCUCAUCAAAAAGUCACAAUUUCAGCCCCCUUUUCCAGAGGGUGCGUACAUUUAUAUAGAUAAUCAGUUUCAACUGUGCUUUAAAUAGCUAGGGAAAACGUGUGGUGCUGCUCCCGUCAUGCUUUGCGCUGUACGAGUAUCAGAAGACCAAAGUUAAAGGGUUAUAUUUUGUUUUAAAUGUCAUUUGUCUCAUUUUGGAGGUACCACCAGAGUGUCUGGUGUGAUUUUUGGUUCCCUAUUGCCCUGCACACGUUGUACCUGUUUUUUUUGUUUUUUUUUACCCCCUCAAUAAAUUGGCUGAAAUGCA